Drosophila subobscura is the source of this 3501-nucleotide messenger RNA. Its product is annotated as 2-oxoglutarate dehydrogenase, mitochondrial. Bases 82 to 3486 code for a protein of 1134 amino acids. Lineage: Eukaryota; Metazoa; Arthropoda; Insecta; Diptera; Drosophilidae. The transcript has 9 exons. Gene Ontology annotation, cellular component: oxoglutarate dehydrogenase complex; mitochondrion. The record is from RefSeq and is a predicted model, not a curated record. Gene Ontology annotation, molecular function: thiamine pyrophosphate binding; oxoglutarate dehydrogenase (succinyl-transferring) activity. Gene Ontology annotation, biological process: tricarboxylic acid cycle.
UCAGAAAACACAAACAAACUAAUUUCUUUCUACAAAAUUCAAAAUUAAAUCGUUAUUUGGAUAGCCACCGCCCAAAAGACGAUGAACCAAUGCCGGCUCAGGAAUACGAUGCUGUUUGAAAUUCCACUCAGGGCCCAUGUGGCACUCAAAUGGAUGAGACACAAUAAAGCGGGGCUUCCCAUUCGACAGCUCAGAACCGAUUCCAGUUGUAAGGCACCAAAAGCACCCGCUAAAAGCAAAGAUGCCGACAGUCUGCUCAAUGGCAGCAAUGCCAACUACAUUGAUGGACUUUACAGCAGAUGGAAGGCCAAUCCUAAGUCCGUGGAUCCAUCCUGGGAUGCCUACUUCAGCGGCAAGCCACGCGGCGCCUCAACAAAAUCAACCGAUAAACGAAAGCAUCAUCGUCCACCGAUCGCACCUUCACCAGCCAGAAUUACAACUCGAACGGAGCUCCCAUCACGGAAUAUAUCGACAACGAACCCGGUCUCAACAACUGCAGCAGCGGCACCUCCAGCAAUGGACUGGAAGUACAUCGAUGACCAUCUCACGGUGCAGGCCAUCAUAAGAGCCUAUCAGACGCGCGGACAUUUGGCCGCCGAUCUCGAUCCGCUGGGCAUUGUGCAGGCGCUUGGGACGACCUCCGUGGAUGGUGCCAGGAGGAAUGCCACCGAAGCAGUGCUCCGACAGCAUUAUACCUAUGUUUUCAACGAUCUCAAUGCCACGUUUAAGCUGCCCUCGUCCACGAUGAUUGGCGGCUCUGAGCAGUUUUUGCCACUCAAACAAAUUCUGGACCGCUUGGAGCGCAUUUACUGCGGCCACAUUGGCGUGGAGUACAUGCAGAUCACAUCGCUGAACAAAACCAAUUGGAUCAGAGAGCGCUUCGAGAAGCCCGAUGCCAUCCAGUUCAGUCCCGAUGAGAAGAAACUUAUAUUGGAGCGGCUGACACGUUCUACUGGCUUUGAGAACUUUCUGGCCAAGAAGUUCUCCUCGGAGAAGCGUUUUGGGCUCGAGGGUUGCGACAUUAUGAUCCCCAUUCUCAAGGAGAUCAUCGAUCGCUCGACCUCUCUCGGCGUGGAGUCUGUGAUGAUUGGAAUGGCCCAUCGGGGGCGACUCAAUGUGUUGGCCAAUAUUUGCCGCAAGCCCAUUGCUGACAUUCUGGGACAGUUUCAUGGCCUCAAAGCCACCGACUCGGGCUCGGGCGAUGUCAAGUACCAUCUGGGACUGUACAUGGAGCGCUUGAAUCGGCUGACGAACAGGAACGUGCGCAUCACGGUGGUGGCCAACCCCUCGCACUUGGAGCACGUCAAUCCGGUGGUGAUGGGCAAGGCACGGGCCGAGAUGUAUCAACGCGGCGAUACCACUGGAAGCAAGGUGCUGCCGAUUAUUAUCCACGGUGACGCCUCCUUCUGUGGCCAGGGCGUUGUCUACGAGUCGUUGCAUCUGUCGGAUCUGCCCAACUACACGACGCACGGCACCAUCCACGUGGUGAGCAACAACCAGGUGGGCUUCACCACAGACCCACGCUUCUCGCGCUCCUCCCGCUACUGCACGGACGUGGCGCGUGUCGUGAAUGCUCCCAUCUUCCAUGUGAACUCUGAUGAUCCCGAGGCGUGCAUCCAUUGUGCGCGUGUCAGCACCGAUUAUCGCGCCACAUUCCACAAGGAUGUGGUCAUUGACAUCGUGGGCUAUCGUCGCAAUGGCCACAACGAGGCGGAUGAGCCCAUGUUCACCCAGCCGCUGAUGUAUCAGCGCAUCAGCAAGCUGAAGACCUGCAUGGUCCUCUACUCGGAGAAGCUCAUCAAGGAGGGUGUCAUAACGGCCGCAGACUACAAGGCCAUGAUUACAAAGUACGACAAAAUAUGCGAAGAUGCGUGGGAGGAGUCCAAGAAGAUGUCCACCAUUAAGUAUUCCUCCUGGAUUGACUCGCCCUGGACGGCCUUCUUUCAGGGCCGAGACCGACUCAAAAUGUGCCCCACGGGCGUCAGUUUGGCCACGCUCAAGAAAAUUGGCGAAAUCUACUCGAGUCCGCCGCCCAAGGAGCACAAGUUCAAGGUGCACAAGGGCAUUCUGCGCAUUCUGGCGCUGCGGAGAAAACUGGUGGAAUCCAAGCAGGCUGACUGGUCGCUGGGCGAGGCCUUUGCCUUUGGCACGCUCGUGAAGGACGGCAUACACGUGCGUCUGUCCGGGCAGGAUGUGGAACGUGGCACGUUCUCGCAUCGUCAUCAUGUGCUGCAUCAUCAGUCCCGAGACAAGGUGCGCUACAACUCCAUCGAGCAUCUGUACCCCGACCAAGCGGACUACAAAGUGUCCAACAGUUCGCUGUCGGAGUGCGCGGUGCUGGGCUUCGAGCACGGCUACUCCAUGGCCAAUCCCCACUCGGUGGUGAUCUGGGAGGGGCAGUUCGGGGACUUUUGCAACACCGCCCAGUGCAUCAUCGACACGUUCAUCGCCAGCGGCGAGACCAAGUGGGUGCGCCAGUCCGGCCUGGUGAUGCUGCUGCCCCACAGCCUGGAGGGCAUGGGCCCGGAGCACUCCUCCGGCCGCAUCGAACGCUUUCUGCAGAUGAGCGACGACGAUCCCGAUGUCUUUCCGGACACCUGCGACUGCGACUUUGUGGCCCGUCAGCUGAUGGAAAUCAAUUGGAUUGUGACGAACCUCUCCACGCCAGCGAAUCUCUUUCACGCCCUGCGCCGCCAGGUGGCCAUGGGCUUUCGCAAGCCUCUCAUCAACUUCUCCCCAAAGUCCUUGCUGCGCCAUCCGCUGGCACGCAGCCCCUUUCGUGACUUUAACGAGUGCAGCGAGUUCAAGCGCCUUAUACCCGAUGGCAAGACGGCAAACAAGCCCGACUGCGUCACCAAGUUGAUCUUUUGCUCGGGCAAAGUCUACUACGAUCUGUUCAAGGAGCGGGAGGAUCACGAGCAAGACGAAACGGUGGCACUCGUGAGAAUAGAACAGCUCUGUCCCUUUCCGUAUGAUCUGAUCAUGAAGGAGCUGGAAUUGUACGAGUCUGCGGAGCUGUUGUGGGUCCAGGAGGAGCACAAGAACCAGGGUGCCUGGUCCUAUGUGCAGCCACGUUUUGACACGGCUCUGAUCAAAAAGGAGAACGAAACACGUUGCAUCUCCUAUGUGGGACGUCUGCCCAACUCCGCCCCGGCCACAGGCAACAAGGUGCAGUUCAUGACCGAGUACAAGGCAUUCAUGACCGACGUUUUUGGCGAGAUGACCGAAGGCAACAAGCAACGUCUCGAGAGCAUUGUCAAGGAGCAGCAAGCGAAGGCCAAGGCUGCCACCAAAGCGGGCAAUGAGGCCUUGGAUGCUGCCAAAAAGAGAGCCGAACACUCCAUAAAAGAGAAAGCCGAAAGAACCGAAGAAAAAGUGACGGGAGCUCCUGCUAAAUCUUUGGCCUACAAUUUGAAACCCUUUUUUCUUGAACGUAUUCUUGAAAUACUGAAAGAAUAUAUACAAAUGUAUUUGCAAUAUUUAUAAAAUAAGGGGGAGAUG